GUGACGUCACGUCCGGGUUCCUCCUGACAGUCAACAUGGCAGAUGAUGCCACUAGAAAAGUAGUCUCAGAAAUACCCCUUUUAAAAACAAAUUCAGGACCAAGAGACAAAGAAUUAUGGGUUCAGAGGCUUCGAGAAGAAUAUCUAGCCUUAAUAAGCUAUGUUGAAAAUAACAAAGCAGCUGAUAAUGACUGGUUCCGACUAGAGUCCAACAAAGAGGGUACAAGGUGGUUUGGAAAAUGCUGGUAUAUCCACGAGCUUCUGAAAUAUGAGUUUGACAUGGAAUUUGAUAUUCCAGUUACAUAUCCAGCCACAGCACCUGAAGUGGCUAUUCCAGAGCUAGACGGAAAGACAGCAAAGAUGUACAGAGGUGGCAAAAUCUGCUUGACGGAUCACUUCAAACCACUAUGGGCAAGAAAUGUACCAAAGUUUGGAUUGGCCCAUCUUAUGGCUUUGGGACUUGGACCAUGGCUUGCAGUUGAGAUUCCGGACCUCAUUGCCAAAGGCAUCAUUCAACAUAAAGAUCAACAGAACAGUUAAAGCAGAAGUGGAUUUUGCGUUUAACUAUGUCUUAACAGUGUAAAUGCGAACGUAAAUAACAGCUGACUACAACUUUUUGUUUUGCAGUCUCACAAAAACCAUGGACAUCAGAUUUACCUUUGACAUUUGUACAGAUAUCUACUAUAAGCCAUAGUGCUUUCAGUAUCAAAUGAAAUGUGUAUGUUUUUCAUCAGUAAAACCUUGCAUACUGACGUUUAUUUUAUGGAAAACAUUCUUGAGGUGACAAGUAAUCUGUAGAGUUAACUUAAGUAUGAUGUGACAUCAGAGUCAGGAGUAGAUUUGUACUGUUUAUGCGUUUGAUUACAUUUACAUUCAUUUUAUUUAAUCCAGGAAACGGGAUGCCUCUGGUAAAAUUUAAUUAACUUCACUGCAUUUCAAUGUUUCUUAUGUUUUGUGGUUGGACUAAUUCCCACAAAACCCUUGGUGAAAGAACUGUAAAUCAAUACCACUAAAAAACGUAUAAAAAGAAAUAAAUCAAAACUGA
Molecule: messenger RNA, 1044 nt
Organism: Triplophysa dalaica
Lineage: Eukaryota; Metazoa; Chordata; Actinopteri; Cypriniformes; Nemacheilidae
Gene: ufc1
Product: ubiquitin-fold modifier conjugating enzyme 1
Exons: 6
Coding region: 36-539 (167 amino acids)
Biological process (GO): protein K69-linked ufmylation
Cellular component (GO): cytoplasm
Molecular function (GO): UFM1 conjugating enzyme activity
Source: RefSeq, a predicted model, not a curated record